CUCUGACGAAUUACAAGAUGAGUGUCUGGAGUUGGCUUACUUUCCCUCAGGGGAUGUUCCUGUACCUUGCUCUCCAAAUAGCUGCUGUUCAGCUCCCCCAUGAACCUCACAACUGUACCAGCAAUGGUCAGAAAAUCUCCUUCAGCCACUCAUACAAGAUUGAUCUACCCAAAUCAUCCCAGAUCAAGGUGGAGGAGGACCCGUUGCCGCUCAAAGACGACAGUCAUGUGCUGCUUGCUGCUGGGGAUGCGGAUGAGGAGGAGGAGCAGAAUAUCAUAUUCAGGCACAACAUCCGAGUUCAGACACCGAGAGGUGACUGUGAAGCUUUGGGACACAUGAAAGAUCUGGUGGAAAGGAUGGAAAAGAUGGAGAAAGAAAUGAUGGUGCUCAAGGAGGCCUGCAGUGUACAGAGGUGCUGUGGGGGAGUCCAAGGUGUCUCGAAUUGCAGUGGCCAUGGAACUUUCAUCCAAGAGAUCUGUGGAUGUGACUGUGAUGAAGGCUGGGAGGGCAGCGAUUGCUCCCGCCCCAGCUGCCCCAACAAUUGCAAUGGCAAUGGACGCUGUGUUGAUGGCAAAUGCAUCUGCAGCAAACCCUACGUUGGUGAAGACUGCAGUCAGCGGCUGUGCCCUAUGAACUGCAGUGGCAAUGGGAUCUGCAACAAUGGUGUGUGCCAAUGCUAUGAGAAGUUCAUUCGAGAUGACUGCAGCGAGAAGAGAUGCCCCAAUGACUGCAGCGGCAACGGUUUCUGUGACAGCGGCGAGUGCUACUGCCACGAUGGUUUCAUUGGGCUUGACUGCUCCCAGGUCAUUGCUCCUCAGAAUGUGCAGCUGCUGUCGACCACAGAAGAUUCUUUGACCUUCAGCUGGGAUCAGGUGCUCGACGUGGAUUAUUACCUCCUCAGCUAUUAUCCGAUAGGGCAUGAGGCCUCCGCAGUACAAGUCAGAGUGCCCAAAGGACAGCUCAGCUAUGAGAUCCCGGGCCUUCAUCCUAGCACAAAGUAUCAGAUCACACUUCGUUAUGUGAAGAAGGGGAUUUCCAGUAACCCAGAACACCUACAAGCAAGGACAGCUCUAUCUGCAGUUAGCGCUGCCUGGGUGACAGAGGAGAUGGAGGACUCGCUGGAAGUGGAGUGGGAGAACCCCCCAACAGAGCCGGACUAUUUUAAACUGAGGUUCAGCUCACCGCAAGGACAGGAGAAGGAGGUGGUGGUGCCUAAAAGCAGCGAACCAAAGAGCAGAUACAUCAUCAGCGGCCUGAAGCCUGGCACAGAGUACAAGAUCACUGUCAUAUCCGUGAAGGAUGAGAUUGAAGGAAAACCAUCUAUAGUGAAUGGCCGAACUGAAAUUGACAGCCCAACAAACCUGGUGACAGACCGAGUGACAGAGGACACAGCCACCAUCUCCUGGAAUGAGGUGCAGGCUCCCAUAGACAGAUACGUGGUGAGCUACACCUCAGCUGAUGGGAACACCAGAGAGAGAGCCGUGGGGAAAGACCAGAGCACCAUCACCCUGACAGGUCUGAAGCCAGGCCUGGAGUACAUCAUCUACAUCUGGGCUGAGAAGGGAGGCCAGAAGAGCAAAAGGGCAAACACUAAAGCUGUGACAGAAAUUGACAGCCCAACUAACCUGGUCACCAAUCAAGUGACAGAGGACACAGCCACCAUUUCCUGGAACAGGGUCCAGGCUCCCAUAGACAGAUACAUGGUGAGCUAUACCUCAGCUGAUGGGGACACCAGAGAGAUAGCUGUGGGGAAAGACCAGAGCACCACCGCCCUGACGGGUCUGAAGCCAGGCAGAGAGUACAACAUCUACAUCUGGGCUGAGAAGGGAGGCCAGCAGAGCAAGAGGACAAACACUAAAGCUGUGACAGACAUUGACAGCCCAAUUAACCUGGUGACCGACCGAGUGACAGAGGGCACGGCCACCAUCUCCUGGAACAGAGUCCAGGCUCCCAUAGACAGAUACAUGGUGAGCUACACCUCAGCUGAUGGGGACACCAGAGAGAUAGCUGUGGGGAAAGAGAAGAGCAUCAUCACUCUAAUGGAUCUGAUGCCAGGCAUGGAGUACAUCAUCUAUAUCUGGGCUGAGAAGGGAGGCCAGCAGAGCAAGAGAGCAAACACAAAAGCUGUGACAGAAAUUGACUCUCCCAAGAACCUCCAUGUAUCAGAUGUGACACACAGCAGUGGUGUAGUUACCUGGACACCGCCUGUUGCACAGAUCAGUGGCUACACUCUGACCUACCAGGCUCCAGAUGGCACCAGCAAGGAAGUGCAACUGGGUCCUAAUGAGCAAAGGUUCAUACUGGAAGGCCUGGGACAAGGAGUGAGGUACACAGUCUACGUGGUGGCCUUUAAGGGAGACCGCUGGAGCAGAAAGGCAGCCAAUACCUUCUUGACAGUUGCCUUCCUCUACCCAUAUCCUGCUGACUGCAGCCAGACCCAGCAAAAUGGGAAUGCCACCAGUGGCAUGUACACUAUCUACCUGAAUGGUGAUGCUGGCAGGCCCAUGCAGGUGUACUGUGACAUGACCACCGAUGGAGGCGGAUGGAUAGUGUUUCAGAGGCGGAACACAGGGCAGCUGGAUUUCUACAAGCGCUGGAGGAAUUAUGUCGAAGGCUUUGGAGAUCCUCUGGGGGAAUUCUGGCUUGGUCUUGACAAGCUGCACAAUCUCACUAGCAGUACACCCAUUCAAUAUGAGAUCCGGGUGGAUCUGCAGACCUCCAAUGACUCUGCCUAUGCUGUCUAUGACUUCUUCCAGGUGGCUUCGAGCAAGGAUAAGUACAGGCUCUCGGUGGGGAAUUACCAGGGCACUGCUGGGGAUGCGCUGACUUACCACAAUGGCUGGAAAUUCACCACCUGGGAUAGGGACAAUGAUGUGGCUCUGAGCAACUGUGCGAGGUCACAUCAGGGUGCCUGGUGGUACAAGAACUGCCACUUAGCUAACCUCAAUGGCAAAUAUGGAGAAAACAAGCACAGUGAGGGGGUCAACUGGGCACCAUGGAAAGGCCAUUUGUUCUCCAUCCCUUACACUGAAAUGAAGAUCCGUCCUCAAUCAUCCAGCAAUGAACCAAUCCUGGGGAGGAAAAAAAGGUCUCAGGCAGGGAAGAGGAAAACGACCAGGGCCUAAAAUGGCCUCCAAGCAGGGCCGAGCCUGUCAAUUCCUGACAAUGAAAUUCCAUUAUUUUGUAACUAAAUGUAAGGACUUGAACAGCUUGUUCCAAUACUUAUGUAACAAAUGUCCAGCCUGCUGCAGCCCCUGCUCAGAGCUCUCUGGGUUCAGCCUGCUUUAAGCAUUUGGAGGCUAUUGAUAAAAGUCACCGGUCACAGAGUGGGAGGAGACUGAUGGGGAAUAUUAACAUUUACAGCUAUCCUGAUUGGCUGAACUCGACAAGGACCUGACUGGUCCAAUGCACACAGAUGAUCUAUUUUCCCUGAUCAUUAUGAACUUUACAAGCAAGCUUUAAACUCAUGCUGUGGCUUCCCACAACCCAAGUUGCUGACCCUCAUAUUUGCAAAUGCCCUUCACUACUAGAUAUUGCUACCAGCUACUACUGUAACUUCUCAGGCCUCAAGGGGGCAUUGUGAAGUUAAAAUGCAUCAUUUUGUCAAGUUAAAAUGCAUCCAGUUAAAAUGCACCCUUAUCUAUGUUGAAAAUAACCCCGUGGGUUGAUAAUUUUAAGAGUCUAGUUUACUUGCUUCUAUUUUUGCUCCGUGUUUUUCUUCUCCUGGUUUCCAGCUUGGAUGAUGAAAAGAGGCCAUUGCACUUCACUUUUAUUAAUAAUCAGCCUCUAGUCACUUUCUCUUUCAGAUCCUCAUGCAUUAGCACAAUGCCACAGUCUUUGGGGUGUCUACACUAUGGGGAAAGAUCUGGUUUUCAAACACUGCUUCUUUUGGAAUUUUAAAAACAAC
Caretta caretta (loggerhead turtle) is the source of this 3907-nucleotide messenger RNA. It is a transcript of the gene TNN, whose product is annotated as tenascin N. Gene Ontology annotation, molecular function: protein binding. Lineage: Eukaryota; Metazoa; Chordata; Testudines; Cheloniidae. Gene Ontology annotation, biological process: regulation of cell adhesion. The record is from RefSeq and is a predicted model, not a curated record. Gene Ontology annotation, cellular component: perisynaptic extracellular matrix.